This is a messenger RNA of Microthlaspi erraticum, 2931 nucleotides long. NCBI's taxonomy places the organism in Eukaryota, Viridiplantae, Streptophyta, Magnoliopsida, Brassicales, Brassicaceae. The record is from the annotation of a GenBank genome assembly.
AUGGCGAAUUUUGCCAAACCGGAGAACGCAUUGAAGCGUGCUGAUGAAUUGAUUAACGUUGGACAGAAACAAGAUGCUCUCCAGGCACUUCAUGAUCUCAUUACCUCCAAGAGAUACAGAGCUUGGCAGAAACCGCUUGAGAAGAUUAUGUUUAAGUACCUGGAUCUUUGUGUUGAAUUGAAGAGGGGUCGUUACGCCAAGGACGGACUUAUCCAGUACCGUAUCGUUUGCCAACAGGUGAAUGUUAGCUCCUUGGAGGAAGUUAUCAAGCACUUCCUGCAUCUCGCUACCGAGAAAGCUGAGCAGGCUCGCUCUCAGGCUGAUGCCCUUGAGGAAGCCCUUGAUGUUGAUGACCUCGAAGCUGAUAGAAAGCCUGAGGAUUUGCAGCUGAGUAUUGUCAGUGGGGAGAAAGGGAAAGAUAGAUCUGACCGUGAGCUCGUCACCCCUUGGUUCAAGUUUCUGUGGGAGACUUACAGAACUGUGCUUGAGAUAUUGAGAAACAACUCAAAGUUGGAAGCUCUCUAUGCGAUGACAGCACAUAAGGCCUUCCAGUUCUGUAAGCAGUACAAGCGAACAACAGAGUUCCGUAGGCUUUGUGAAAUCAUUAGGAACCAUUUGGCGAACCUGAACAAAUACAGAGACCAAAGGGACCGUCCUGACUUAUCAGCCCCUGAGAGUUUGCAACUCUAUCUGGAUACAAGAUUUGAUCAGUUGAAAGUUGCUACUGAGCUUGGACUCUGGCAGGAAGCUUUUCGCUCUGUUGAAGAUAUUUAUGGAUUGAUGUGCAUGGUCAAGAAAACGCCCAAGUCAUCUUUGUUGAUGGUCUAUUAUUCCAAAUUGACCGAGAUCUUCUGGAUUUCUUCUAGCCAUCUUUACCAUGCUUAUGCAUGGUUCAAGCUUUUUAGUCUGCAGAAGAAUUUCAACAAGAACUUGAGCCAAAAGGAUUUGCAACUCAUAGCAUCAUCUGUUGUCUUGGCGGCAUUAUCUAUUCCACCCUUUGAUCGGGCACAGAGUGCAUCCCAUAUGGAACUUGAAAAUGAGAAGGAACGCAAUUUGAGGAUGGCCAACCUCAUUGGAUUCAAUCUCGAACCUAAAUUUGAGGGCAGAGAUAUGCUUUCCCGAUCUGCUCUUCUGUCAGAGCUGGUUUCAAAAGGUGUUUUGAGCUGUGCAUCUCAGGAAGUCAAAGAUCUUUUCCAUGUUUUGGAGCAUGAGUUCCACCCACUUGAUCUUGGCUCCAAGAUUCAGCCUUUGCUUGAAAAAAUUUCCAAAUCUGGUGGAAAGCUGUCUUCCGCUCCUUCUUUACCAGAAGUACAGCUCUCUCAGUAUGUUCCGUCUUUGGAGAAGCUUGCUACUCUGAGACUCCUUCAGCAGGUGUCUAAGAUUUAUCAAACCAUAAGAAUUGAGAGUUUAUCUCAGUUGGUUCCCUUCUUCGAAUUCUCAGUGGUAGAAAAGAUAUCUGUUGAUGCUGUGAAGAACAGUUUUGUUGCCAUGAAAGUUGACCACAUGAAGGGUGUUGUAAUUUUUGGAAAUUUGGGUAUUGAGUCUGAUGGACUGAAGGAUCAUCUGGCUGUUUUUGCUGAGUCUUUGAGCAAAGUAAGAGCAAUGCUGUUCCCUGUCCCAAGUAAAGCAUCAAAACUAGGUGGCAUAGUACCAAAUCUAGCGGAUACUGUUGAGAAGGAGCACAAAAGACUACUUGCUCGGAAAUCAAUCAUUGAAAAGAGGAAGGAGGAUCAAGAGCGUCAGCAAUUAGAAAUGGAACGUGAGGAGGAGCAGAAACGGCUCAAGCUUCAGAAGCUAACUGAGGAGGCUGAACAAAAGAGACUCGCAGCAGAGCUUGAGGAGAGAAAGAGGCAAAGAAUCCGUAGAGAGAUAGAGGAGAGGGAACAUGCGGAAGCUCAGGCGUUGCUGGAGGACACAGAGAAACGCAUGAAAAAGGGAAAGAAGAAGACGACGCUUGUCGAUGGAGACAAGAUGACAAAGCAAGAAGUCAUUGAUAGGGCGUUACAUGAGCAGGUCAGGGAAAGGCAAGAAUUGGAGAAGAAACUCCAAAAGCUUGCCAAAACUAUGGAUUAUUUGGAACGGGCAAAGAGAUUAAAUGCUGCUCCGUUGAUUGAAGCUGCAUAUCAGCGAAGACUGGUAGAGGAAAGAGAGUUUUAUGAACGCGAGCAACAGCGGGAAGUUGAACUCAGCAAAGAGCGUCACGAGAGCGACUUGAAGGAGAAGAACAGGCUGUCCAGAAUGUUGGAACAUAAGGAAAUAUUCCAAGCGGAAGUGAUAAGUCGUCGACAAGCAGAGUUUGACAGAAUAAGGGCAGAGAAAGAGGAGCGUAUCAGCCAAAUAAUUCGAGCCAGGAAGCAAGAAAGGGAUAUCAAGAGGAAGCAGAUCUAUUAUUUGACAUGUGAAGAAGAAAGAAUAGCAAAGUUGCAGGAAGAAGAGGAAGCACGCAAGCGUGAAGAAACUGAGAGGCGCAAGAAGGCAGAAGCCGAACACAAAGCUAAGCUGGAUGCAAUUGAAGAAAAGAAAAGGCAGAGAGAGAGAGAGAUGGAAGAGAAGAUGCAGAGAGAGAAAGAUGCCCUGUUUAAGGGAACUGAUGCAUCAGCUUCUCGUCCCGCAGAGCCAGCAGCAAUAGCCGCAGCACCACCUGCCGUAGCAGCCGCAGCGGCACCAGCAGCAGCAGCACCAGGAGGUUCUGGUAAAUAUGUUCCAAAGUGGAAGCGUCAGGCCGCUGAGGUCUCAGGCCCAGCAGCACCAACGCCAACAUCACCAGCUGCAGAAUCUGACAGCUGGUCCAGCCGUAGACAGCCUCCAGCAGCAGACCGUUGGGGUGCUGGUCCUAGAGGCAGUGACCGCCCAACUGGUAGUGAUACCUGGGGAAAUGAAGAACGCCGGCCUACGUUUGGAAGCUCCAAGCCCAGGCCACCACCUCGUUGA